GCUUAACUCGACUCUAGGCCCACAUCAGAUUCGUAUUACCCACCAUGACUGUAUCUGGAGUCUUCCCCAGAUUCGUUUCAUUUAUUGGGGCAGAUACCCUCUGGCAUUCAAGUCGAGAUUUAAAAUUGUUAAUAAUAUUGCGUAUGGUCAGGCUGCUUGGAUAUGGCGGUACCACUCUCAUCCUCGCACUUUACCUACAUGCCCUCGGUUUCAAGGACUCUGAAAUAGGCCUCUUCAUGACCUCGACCUUGGUUGGCGACUUAUUUAUAAGUUUCGGCCUGACUUAUGUUGGUGAUGGGAUGAGUGUCAGAGCUACCGUCCUGCUUGGCGCUUUACUAAUGUGUGCCAGUGGCAUUGCAUUUGCAUUUGUUACUAACUUCUGGGUUCUAUUACUUGCUAGUAUCAUCGGUGUCAUAAACCCUAGUGCGAACGAAAUUGACCCCUUCAAGGCCAUCGAGGAGUCGGCCAUUUCUCGUUUGAGUACACAUGAAACCUGCAGUGAUAUAUUUGCUUGGUGGUCAAUGCUUGGCAUGAUUGGGACCGCGGUAAGCAAUAUGCUGACUGGUUUCCUCGUAGACUUCCUGCGGGACACCGGGUAUGACCACGUCGAUGCUCUCAAAGCAGUGUUUCUCACUUACGCCCUUGUUGGCUUUAUCAAGCUCUUGCUCUGCUUACUUUUAAGCUCGGAUGUUGAAUUGAAGUUGCCACAUAAAAUCGCCAACAGUCGAUCCCUUCCGGGACAGCAUAAGAAUAGAGACGGAAGUCAAGAGAGAGAGCCGCUCCUCCAAAACUGCGUUGACGAAUAUCAACCAACGAAUAGUACAUAUUGUGGAGAGGAAUCGUCAGAGGACGUGGAGACAACACCGUCGAUGACUAGCCGGCGCAUAUUUACUCCCGAAUCAUUCGCCUUUCUAUGGAAGCUGUCCCUUGCUAUGAGCUUCGACUUUGUCGGAUCAGGCCUCGCGCAGAUCUCUUGGAUGAUAUACUUUUUCAAACGCGAAUACGAUAUGCCUGAGGCCGCUCUAGGUUCUGCUACUUUUGCGGCCGGCAUUAUAUCUUCCAUUCUUAACCUUGUUGCAUCACCACUAUCACGGGCCAUUGGCCAAGUCCAGACAAUGGUCCUCUGCCACACUAUCAAUUCCGCUUCGCUUAUCAUGGUGUCGGUGCCCUCUAAUAAGCAUCUCGCGCUUGUCAUCUUCAUCUUUCGUAUCGUCACGCGAGAGAUCGACAACGCGCCUAGACAGGCCUUUAUUUCCGCCGGUGUACUCCACGAGGAACGCACCUCUGCAAUGGGGGUCAUUAACAUGGUGAAAAUAGUUGGUAGUUGUAUUGGACUUUACAUUACAGGCCUGUUUGCUAACCUAGACUGUUUUUGGCUUGCUUUCAUUGUUGCUGGCUGCUUGAAACUGUUGUAUAACAUCUUAAUCACUACGUUUUUCUGGAGGAGCUAUGGAAGCGAGAAAAGGGGGGCAACACCGCAGGGAACACACGAUGAUAUAUCGUCGGGAGUCGAUAAUGCACUUGGAACGGCGUAGGUGGAUUCAUUUAGACGCGACUAGAGUAAUAUCGCC
Molecule: messenger RNA, 1571 nt
Organism: Daldinia vernicosa
Lineage: Eukaryota; Fungi; Ascomycota; Sordariomycetes; Xylariales; Hypoxylaceae
Product: major facilitator superfamily domain-containing protein
Exons: 2
Coding region: 45-1535 (496 amino acids)
Biological process (GO): transmembrane transport
Cellular component (GO): fungal-type vacuole membrane
Molecular function (GO): transmembrane transporter activity
Source: RefSeq, a predicted model, not a curated record